AUGGUAAUUUCUUUCCGUAUUUUUAAAUCUCAUGUUAAACGUAUUUUGAUUAACCCAGGUAGUUCGGCCAACAUUAUCCGAUGGAGAGUAGUGGAACGACUGAGGUUACUGGACCAAAUUAUACUGGGAGCUUGGGUUCUCAGUGGAUUCAAUAUGGCGAGUGAAACUACUAAGAGAGAAAUUUCUUUGCCGGUCAACAUCAACAAAACUAUUCUGCAAACUGUGUUCUAUGUCAUUGAGGGCGAGAUGAAGUAUAAUGCUCUAUUCGGCACACCGUGGAUUCAUAUCAUGAGGGCAUUACCAUCGACGCUGCAUCAGAUGUUAAAAUUCCCAACUCCGGAAGGGAUAAAGACAGUCCAUGGUGAACAACCCGCAGCAAGAGAAAUGUUCACGGUCGAGGAGGCGCCCCUUAUCCUAGAGAAAUGGGUCCAAAGAGCUGUUGAAUCAACCAAAGGCAAAGAUACUCAAUAG
Molecule: messenger RNA, 471 nt
Organism: Lycium ferocissimum
Lineage: Eukaryota; Viridiplantae; Streptophyta; Magnoliopsida; Solanales; Solanaceae
Exons: 1
Coding region: 1-471 (156 amino acids)
Source: RefSeq, a predicted model, not a curated record